Molecule: messenger RNA, 1221 nt
Organism: Phanerochaete carnosa HHB-10118-sp
Lineage: Eukaryota; Fungi; Basidiomycota; Agaricomycetes; Polyporales; Phanerochaetaceae
Exons: 5
Coding region: 1-1221 (406 amino acids)
Source: RefSeq, a predicted model, not a curated record
AUGCGGAGAGACAUAGCCGCAGACGUGUGCAGUGUGCACUCCCAAGCGGACGAAGAUGAGGAGCUCGAGAGUCGGGACUCUCGUCAAGCUCGGGCAGGGUCCCAGGUCCACCAAUACCAGCAGGAACUACUUCAGAUACCACCUGAUCAGCAUUAUGUCCAAGCUAAGAAUCUCAAGAGCCUGGUGGAAUCGGCAAGCAUUGCCCUAAGUGGGGCUAGCAAACGUGACAAGGAGAUCCUCCAAGCCAUGGGACAGAGCUUAUUUCGUUAUUUUCAUCUCACUGGCAACUCUGAUUUCUUCGCUCGUUUCGUAACAGACGAUGUUAACAGAGAUCUUCUCUGCCUUUAUCAAGCUGUCCAAUGCCGGCGCCAUGCAAAUGAGUUACUCCAGGUGCUUGGCGAAGAUGAGGGGACACAGGAGCAGAACGAUGGGGAUGACAGAGAUGACAGAAUGAGCAAGGGCAAGAACAAGGGCAAGGGCAAGGCUAAGGAUGGCAAUGAAGGCAAAGAGAGAGGGGAAGAGAGAGAUAGGGAGAGAGGUGGAAGGAGAGAGAGGGGGGGAAGGGGAGAGGGAAAAAUGGAGGGAGGGAUAGAAAUGGAGGGAGGGAUAGAAAUGGAGGGAGGGAUAGAAGAACACGAGGAGGAGGAGGAUGAGCUCAGGGAUGACGAGGAAGAAAGAGAGGAACACGAGGAAGAGGACAAGCUCAAGGAUGAUGAGGGAGAUCAACUUGCUAACAGAGAGGGAGAAGAGCAUGAUCAAGAACAGAAAGAGCUUGAGGAUGAUGGGAAUACAGCAAACACCACGUUCAGUGGCACACCAGCUUUGCAAGGACGCCAUAAAGUGCGGGAUGCGGAUCAGCGGUUGUUAGCAUUUGCACAGCGGUGCUCUGAUGACAUCAUCACCCGUGGCCCCGACAGAUGCGCGAACUGCUCAUUUAAGGAGACAUGUGUCUUCCACAAGGGCGACGAACAAUGCAUCCAAUGCUUUACCAGUAAGCACGGUUGCCCGGGAAGGGGGACCGCCGGCACCUCGUCUCGGAAAAGAAAACGAAGCAACGAAAGUUCAGAGAUGCAAAGCGACACUCGCGCAAAAACUGACCAUACAUCAGAUCCUCUCACUCCUUCCACUAUAGCUGCGGCAGAUCUCAGGAGGUGCACCCACAAUGACAGCUUCCGCUGCCCCGCUCGCACGCAAGCCAGAAGCCUGCGCGGAUCUCGAUGA